Messenger RNA from Vitrella brassicaformis, 1904 nucleotides. The record is from the annotation of a GenBank genome assembly. NCBI's taxonomy places the organism in Eukaryota, Vitrellaceae.
AGAAAAGGGCUUCGUCAACGUUUCGCUCAUCCAUUGCCAUGAAGAUGCUGAGACUGUCGACGCUCUCAGUGCUUCUUCUUUCCGCUUUGGCUGCUGUCCGGUAUCAUCAAGUCGGGUGCCGCGCGAGCGACAGUGUCGCUUUCCUGAGGACUCCGCUGCUCAGAGAUCAACGUCCCAGCUCGUCUGCUCUUCAUCGACUCAUUGCUAGUGAGCCUUUUGCGCCCCUCGGGUCAUCCAUCUUGGCUGCCGAGCCCACUCGUGAUAGAGAUGGUGACCGUACUAUGAUGGGGCAGAGCUCGCCAUCGUGGCUGCAGCUAUCGCUGCCGCCCCUGCUGUCCUUCUCCGUGACGGCCCUCAUUGCCCUGAGCACUCUGCAUGGCGGCAGUGCGUCGGUUGUGCCCCAGCCGCCCGCAGCGGAAGCUAAGGCGGUUGCGCCUGGAGGCUACAAACUGCCGCCUAUUGAUAGGUAGGUAGGGAGGCAACAUGAAGGGGCAUGCAGUGCAGUGCAGUGCAGUGCAGUGCAUCGUGUGGACCGUGUGCGUGCACUGCAGGGCAGAUCCCAACCGAUGUCGCUUUCAGUCGUCGGCUGUGGGCCAGGCCAAUGCCCAGCGCGACAAACUCUACGACCUGCGAGAGUGCAAGAUGGAAGGCAAAAACGCCGCGGGGUAUGACAUCAGCGGCGUGCUAGGGUCCGAGGCGGGUAGGUGGGCAGCCAGGGCAGACACUCGAGAAUCAUGCAGCGAGAAAGACGGCGCCGAGGUAUAUAUGUCUGUUUCAGAUUUCUCUUACGUCAACUUCGAGGGCGCCCAGCUCAGCAAGGUGAGCCGAAAAGCGACCGGGCGCGCCGCACACACCAUGGAUUUGUCUGUGUAUUCUCUUUUCUGCCCUUGCAUGUCUUCAUUACCCCGCCUGCAGGCAUUCAUGGAGGUACGCACGUGUACACACACGAGUGGCUACUGCUCGGCCCUGUGGCACCCAUCCAUCCCUCCCUCAUGUGUGCGUGGGGUGUGUGUGGGUGUGUGUGUGUGUGUGGCAGGACUCUCGAUUCGACGGCGCCAACUUCAAGGCAGCUGUGGUCGACCGCGUCACCUUCAAGCGCUCCGACCUUCGCAAUGUCAACUUUGCAGCCGCAGUUCUCUCGGGCAGCACUUUCGAGGACGUACGACGCACUGCACUCACACGCAGGCCGCCCACACUGAGAUUCCCAGGGCUCUCAAUGAUUCUCUUCUGCUGUUCACUAAUGCUUGCGUGUCUAUACGGCUCUCUCCCAGGCGAAUGUGGAGAACACCGACUUCAGCGAUGUGGUGAUAGGCGAUUUCGAGCAGCGGUCGCUGUGCAAAAACCCCACACUCAAGGUGCGGUGCGGUGCGCUCGGCCGCAAAGCUCAGCACGUGUACGUCAACGUUGCCUCUGUGUGUGUGGGUCUGUCUGUCUGUCUGUCUGUCAAUUGUAGGGUAGCCAUCCCAAGACGGGGGUGGACACGCGUGAGUCACUCGGGUGCCGCUCGUGAGUGAGUGAGGUUUCCUUCUCCGGUCUGGCUGUGCGAGGUCGAGGGGUGGCAGCGCUGGCUUUGUGGGUCUGCCGUGCCACACAACGAUGGACUGGAUUGCACGAGUUGGUCUGGCGAAUGAAGAUUGAGUACUCUACUUACUGGAGCCGUCUCAUGCACUGAUUGCAUCCUGUCUGUCUGUGCACAUGACCGACCGACAGAGGAUAUGGGCGAGGAUGAGCAAAUGAAUGACGUGGUCGUUGCACUCAUGCGGGGCGGGGCGGGCACGGCGCAGGGGAUGGGCGUCCGAUGGCAAUCAAUGCCACGUCGUGUGCCGGCCGGGCCUGGUGGUCCAUGAACGGACGUACGCGCACAAUUGACUGUCUGUCUGUCUGCCACGCGCUGCUGCACACGC